AUGGAAUGUCAUCGUAAAGUGGCGAACGUAUCAAAGUUGGAGAAGGCUGAAAGGUAUCCCAAGAACGAAAUACAACCAGCAUCAGAGAGCGAUAUCGAAAGUGAAGUUAGUGAACCAGCUGCCAAAUACAUCCGUGUGUCCCAAAGGUGUCGUAGCCAGGAAAAACAGGAUGAUUUGUCACAAGGCACAGUUAUUGGUAGUUCCAGAUGCAGCAGAAACAUCUUGCCUGCCAAAUGCAUAAUAUGCAAAAAGUCAACAGCAUGGGGUAAAUGUAAAGUAAGUGUUUAAAUAUUGAUGUUUAUUUCGUUUUUUAUGUUCAAUAUUUCUCGUUGUUUUUGUUCACAGUUGUACUGUACUGCUGUAUAAUGUGUGUAUGCUGUGAGCCUACAGGCAAAAGUUUCCAUCAGGUAACUAAUCCACUAAUGCUUAUCAGCUUAUAUCAGAUUAUUAAAUCCUACUUUCAGACAACAUUAAAAACAACAUUACUGCCACUACGAAAGGCCGAUGAAGACUUAUUGGUUCAUAUUAGAGACUUGGAUUGCUCGGUAAUUGAGGUCAGAUAUCAUGAUAAAUGUUUCAAGGCAUACACCAACCCUGUAUUUUAUAAUAGUAAGACAGAUGGUUGUUGCAGGGAACUAUAUAAAGAUUAUAAAUUCUUUGUAUGUUUGCAUGGUGAUAAAAUAUAAUAGUUUUGUUUGUGGAAACACCACGUAAAUUUAUUACUGCAGAAAUAAAUUAUGCAGAAAUUUAUUAUGCAGAAAUUUAUUAUGCAGUAAUAAAUUUACGUGGUGUUUCCACAAACAAAACUAUUAUAUAUAUAAAGAUUCCUUUGAUGCAUUUUGUGAGAAAUAAGUGGAAAAGAAAAUCAUACAAGGCAAAAAAAUCAAGUCUAUGAAUGAUUUGUUUAAAGUGUUUGUACAAAUGGUUCAACAACAAAAGAAGGAUCCUAGACAUGAAUAUUUCUGAGCAACUUAGCGAGGCGUGGUGCGAUGUUAUUUUGGGAUUUCAUUGGUUCACAGGUUUGUGACCAGAUUUCUUUUAAAUGAGAGUUGACGUUCAAACAGAGGUUGCAACUUUCAUCGCCUCUCACACUCAAAUUGUGAGCUUUUUUACAUUUUAAUAUAACAUUAAUAUUUUAUCAAUUCCCCUUUCAGGAUCUGAUUCAACGUCUUCUUUUACUGGAAAAGGAAAGGCGACAUGCCUCAAAGUUGCACGCAGUAAAGUCGAGUAUGUUCGUGCCUUUCAAGAUCUGGGCAAACAAAUGACAGUUGACCAGGCCAAGGGCACAAUGUCAUAUCUACAAAAGUUUGUUUGUCACUUAUACGGACAAGAAAAUGAGAUCGAUAUGUGGAUAAUGCUCGACAUAACCUUUUUAGAAUGGGAAAUUGCACUGAAGAAACACUGCCACCAACUUCAGACAGCUUAG
This is a messenger RNA of Paramuricea clavata, 1426 nucleotides long. Lineage: Eukaryota; Metazoa; Cnidaria; Anthozoa; Malacalcyonacea; Plexauridae. The record is from the annotation of a GenBank genome assembly.